AUGUCAGGCCCCGGGCAGCGGGAGCCGCCGCAGGCGGGCGGGCCGGCGGGCCCCGAGGGCGCGGACGCGGCGUUGGGCGAGGCGGGGCAGAGUUUCACGACCACCGACCUGAGCCUUGUGGAGAUGACCGAGAUCGAGUACACACAGCUGCAGCACAUCCUCUACUCGCACAUGGAGGCGGCGGCGGCCGGCGGCGGGGGCGCGCCGCCCGUGUACCCGGUGCUGUGCCCGCCUGCUCUGGCCGAUGCCGGCUUCGCGGGCGCCGACCAGUGCCUGGGCCACAUCGACUUCCAGGAGCUGCGCACGAUGCUGCUGAGCGAGGCGGGCGCGCCCCCCGCCGCCGAGAAGACGCCGGGCGCCGGCGCACCCCGGCCCAAGGCGCGCCCGAAGGCGCCCGACGGCGCCGGCAAGGAGAACGUGGAGGGCGCGCCCGAGACGCGGGCCAAGUCGGCCGUGCGCGUCCGCCUGGAGGACCGCUUCAAUAGCAUCCCAGCCGAGCCCCCGCCAGCCCCGCGCGGCGCGGAUCCCCCCGAGGCCGGCAUGACGCUCAACAAUUUGGUAACUCUUAUUCGCCAUCCAUCGGAAUUAAUGAAUGUUCCUCUUCAUCAGCAACGAAACAAAUGUACGACAUUAGUGAAAAAUAAAACUGCUUCUGCAACGACUGCUCUGCAGUUGACCUACCCUCUGCUUACUGCCAGUAGUUGCUCUACUAGUGGAAAUUCUCGUCUUUCACAAACACAGGUAGGGAAAAUGAUUUGCGAAGCUGUGCUCUUUUGUAAAGAAGCGCUACGUAAGCAAGCAAUACAUAAGAGGAGUCGGAGUAAGCUACGUCAGUUGGACACACACAUAGAGCGAAGAGCCCUUGGAGAGCUCCAGAAUGUGGGUGAAGGCUCCACAGCAGCGCAGGGUGGUUGGCAGUCGGCGGAGCCGUCCCAGGCCACCCUCGGGGAGCAGACCCCGAGCGGGCCCCAGGGGGGCAGGUCCCAGCGCAGGGAGAGGCACAACCGCAUGGAAAGAGAUAGAAGGCGCAGAAUCCGCAUUUGCUGUGAUGAGUUGAAUCUUUUAGUCCCGUUCUGCAACGCCGAGACCGAUAAGGCAACGACUCUGCAGUGGACCACAGCGUUCCUGAAGUAUAUUCAGGAAAGACAUGGAGAUUCUCUUAAAAAGGAAUUUGAGAGUGUAUUUUGCGGUAAAACUGGCAGAAGGCUAAAGUUGACCAGACCAGACUCCUUGGGGACGUGUCCCACACAGGAGAGACAGAGUAGCCCAGCUCUGGAGAUCACGUGACCGGAUGGGAACACUGAUGCCUGGGAAGUGAACGGCUGUUCCUUCGUGACCCAUAAGCAUUUCCUGGGACCCUGGAACUCAGCUCUGAUGGUCUAACUCUAAAGGGACACGAUGCAGCUGAUGGGGCUCCAGUGGGGACUUUGAAAGCACAUUUCGUAAAAAUAUUUCUCUACAACAAAAUGCUUACCCAUUCCAUGUCCUCUUAGACCAUUUGGGGAUGAAGACAUCUUGACAAUUAGUAAGUAAUUUUUCAAUUAUCUGUCUGAUUCUAUCAUGUUUUCUUAACAUGAUAACUCAAGAAAUUAACAUCCUUUGUAAUUUCUUUAAUCUUAGAAGGUACAUUGCUUUUUACUUAUUUUAUUUACAUUUUAAAUAUGCCCCCUUAGCAACUAGAACAAGUUAAAUUGUUCUUAACUCUAAGUAGUUUGGACAUUUUAUUUCAUUUGUUUAUCGCUUCCCCUUGUAAUGAUUUCUAGCUGCACAGAACUGUAUUGCAGAAUGCAGUCCUGUUUUAAACCUUUUUGCUAGAAAUUUUCCAGAGAUCUCCUUUAAAGGUACUUUUGUCCAUACAUGAAAUAUGGUCACGGUGGGUCG
Messenger RNA from Physeter macrocephalus (sperm whale), 1881 nucleotides. It is a transcript of the gene TCFL5, whose product is annotated as transcription factor like 5. NCBI's taxonomy places the organism in Eukaryota, Metazoa, Chordata, Mammalia, Artiodactyla, Physeteridae. The record is from RefSeq and is a predicted model, not a curated record. Gene Ontology annotation, molecular function: RNA polymerase II cis-regulatory region sequence-specific DNA binding; DNA-binding transcription factor activity, RNA polymerase II-specific; protein dimerization activity. Gene Ontology annotation, biological process: spermatogenesis; regulation of DNA-templated transcription. Gene Ontology annotation, cellular component: nucleus.